Molecule: messenger RNA, 3042 nt
Organism: Danio aesculapii
Lineage: Eukaryota; Metazoa; Chordata; Actinopteri; Cypriniformes; Danionidae
Gene: tnpo2b
Product: transportin 2b
Exons: 25
Coding region: 217-2886 (889 amino acids)
Biological process (GO): protein import into nucleus
Cellular component (GO): nucleus; cytoplasm
Molecular function (GO): nuclear import signal receptor activity; small GTPase binding
Source: RefSeq, a predicted model, not a curated record
AGAGCGCGAUUAACGCGUCCGCCAUGCAUCAGCCGCCGCCGGUGAAAUAAGGAUACCAGCAAACACACCGAUUAAAUCCCAUCGAAAAUAAGUGGAAAGCCGCGGCGAGCCUUCCGUUACCGUGACCUGACGGACAUCAGCGUUCGUGCAGCGGUUGAGAGAGAUAAACACGGACUGAAAGAGAGAGAGAGAGGGAUCCACUGACUGAAGCUCAGGAUGGAGUGGCAGCCGGAUGAACAGGGUUUACAGCAGGUGCUGCAGUUGUUGAAGGACUCCCAGUCUCCAGAUACGGCCACGCAGAGAGCCGUUCAAGAGAAACUGGAGCAGCUGAAUCAAUAUCCUGACUUCAACAACUACCUGAUCUUCGUCCUCACCAGCCUCAAAUCUGAAGAUGAGCCCACCCGUUCUCUGAGCGGCCUGAUCCUCAAGAAUAAUGUGAAGGCUCACUACCAGAACUUCCCUCCGGCUGUGGCUGACUUCAUCAAGAGAGAGUGUCUCAACAACAUCGGAGACCCGUCUCCUCUUAUCCGCGCCACCAUCGGUAUUCUCAUCACAACCAUCGCAUCUAAAGGGGAGCUGCAGACGUGGCCUGAACUGCUGCCUCAACUCUGCAACCUUCUCAACUCAGAGGAUUACAACACCUGCGAGGGCUCUUUCGGUGCACUGCAGAAGAUCUGUGAGGACUCGUCUGAACUGCUGGACAGUGACGCUCUGAAUCGACCGCUCAACAUCAUGAUCCCUAAAUUCCUGCAGUUCUUCAAACACUGCAGCCCCAAGAUCAGGUCUCAUGCCAUAGCCUGUGUGAAUCAGUUCAUUAUUGGCAGAGCUCAGGCGCUCAUGGACAACAUUGACACAUUCAUAGAGUCUCUCUUUGCAUUGGCGACUGAUGAAGACUGUGAGGUGAGGAAGAACGUCUGCAGAGCGCUGGUUAUGCUUCUGGAGGUCCGGAUCGACCGCCUGAUACCACACAUGCACAGCAUCAUUCAGUACAUGCUACAGCGCACGCAGGACGCCGAUGAGAACGUGGCGCUGGAGGCCUGUGAGUUCUGGCUGACUCUAGCAGAGCAGCCCAUCUGUAAAGAGGCUCUGUCAGGACAUCUAGUCCAACUCAUCCCCAUCCUGGUGAACGGGAUGAAAUAUUCUGAGAUUGACAUCAUCUUACUGAAGGGUGAUGUGGAGGAGGACGACACCAUUCCUGACAGUGAGCAGGACAUCAAGCCUCGUUUCCACAAAUCUCGCACCGUCACACUGCAGCACGAGGGAGGAGAGGGAGAAGAAGGAGAGGACAUCGAUGAAGACGAGGAUGAUGAUGACGACACGCUCUCUGACUGGAACCUGCGGAAGUGUUCUGCGGCGGCGCUGGACGUGUUGGCGAACGUGUUUCGGGAUGAGCUGUUGCCGCACCUGCUGCCGCUGCUGAAGGGUUUGCUGUUCCACCCAGACUGGGUCAUCAAAGAGUCCGGGAUUCUGGUGCUGGGAGCCAUCGCUGAAGGCUGUAUGCAGGGGAUGGUGCCGUACUUACCCGAACUCAUCCCGCACCUCAUUCAGUGUCUGUGUGAUAAGAAGGCUCUGGUUCGCUCCAUCGCCUGCUGGACACUCAGCCGCUAUGCACACUGGGUCGUGAGUCAGCCGCCGGACGCCCACCUCAAACCGCUCAUGACGGAACUGCUCAAACGCAUCCUGGACGGCAACAAGAGGGUGCAGGAGGCUGCAUGCAGUGCGUUCGCGACUCUGGAGGAGGAGGCGUGCACAGAGCUGGUCCCCUAUCUCAGCUUCAUUCUGGACACGCUGGUGUUUGCCUUUGGGAAAUAUCAGCACAAGAACCUGCUCAUCCUCUACGAUGCCAUCGGCACCCUGGCGGACUCAGUGGGACAUCAUCUCAACCAGCCGGAAUACAUCCAGAAACUGAUGCCGCCUCUGAUCCAGAAGUGGAAUGAAUUGAAGGAUGAGGAUAAAGACCUGUUUCCGCUACUAGAGUGUUUGUCGUCUGUGGCCACAGCGUUACAGAGCGGUUUCCUCCCAUACUGUGAGCCCGUCUAUCAGCGCUGUGUGACUCUGGUGCAGAAAACACUCGCACAAGCCAUGAUGUACAGCCAGCAGCCGGAUCAGUACGAGGCUCCAGAUAAGGAUUUCAUGAUCGUGGCUCUGGAUCUUCUCAGUGGUCUGGCCGAGGGCUUAGGGGGUCAUGUGGACCAGCUGGUUGCUCGUAGCAAUAUCAUGACCCUUCUGUUCCAGUGUAUGCAGGACACAAUGCCUGAAGUGAGGCAGAGCUCGUUUGCAUUGCUGGGGGAUUUGACCAAGGCCUGUUUUCCACACGUUAAACCUUGCAUUGCUGAGUUCAUGCCGAUCUUGGGGACGAAUCUGAACCCGGAGUUCAUCUCGGUGUGUAAUAACGCCACCUGGGCCAUCGGAGAGAUCUGCAUGCAGAUGGGUGUGGAGAUGCAGCCAUACGUGUCUCUGGUUCUUCCUCAUCUGGUGGAGAUCAUUAACAGACCCAACACUCCUAAAACCCUGCUGGAGAACACAGCCAUCACGAUUGGUCGCCUGGGUUAUGUCUGUCCACAAGAAGUGGCGCCCAUGUUGCAACAGUUCAUCAGACCCUGGUGCACAUCAUUACGAAACAUCCGAGACAAUGAAGAAAAGGACUCAGCCUUCAGAGGCAUCUGUGUGAUGAUCGGUGUGAAUCCCGGCGGUGUGGUCCAGGAUUUCAUCUUCUUCUGUGAUGCUGUGGCCUCCUGGGUCAAUCCUAAAGAUGACCUGAGAGACAUGUUCUACAAGAUCCUCCACGGUUUUAAGGAUCAGGUUGGCGAGGAGAACUGGCAGCAGUUCUCGGAGCAGUUCCCACCCAUCCUGAAGGAACGCCUCUCUGCAUGCUAUGGCGUGUAGCCCCGCCCUCGCGUCACACGCAGCAUAUGCUGUCAGUUGAACCUUUAGGAGGGGGGAACUCAUCCAUCUGUGUAUUGCACUGCCCUGAUCGUGGGGGAGAGGGACGCGAUUGGCCGCUCCGCCUGACGGACAGAUCCCACGCCCUUUGUGUGUCCA